Episyrphus balteatus (marmalade hoverfly) is the source of this 2518-nucleotide messenger RNA. Its product is annotated as neuroguidin. The coding region runs from base 888 to 1862 and encodes 324 amino acids. Gene Ontology annotation, cellular component: nucleolus; small-subunit processome. Lineage: Eukaryota; Metazoa; Arthropoda; Insecta; Diptera; Syrphidae. The transcript has 6 exons. Gene Ontology annotation, biological process: maturation of SSU-rRNA from tricistronic rRNA transcript (SSU-rRNA, 5.8S rRNA, LSU-rRNA). The record is from RefSeq and is a predicted model, not a curated record.
UUGCUGUCAAAACGAGGUUGCACGUCGUCGUGCGAACACCAUAAAAAACUUCUCUCUCGCGCGCUACCCUAUUUAAAAUAAAUUAUUAAAAUAUUUAAUAAAAUAAAUAUAAUCAACAAAAUGAAUUAAACAAAAUAAAAUAAAAAAAAAAAUAUUUUAUAAACGACAAAGUUUUCAAAUAAAAACACCACGUUUCAAAAUAUAUAACAACAAAGUUUUAAAAGUUUCAAUCACACACCAACACACACACACAAAAGAAAAUAAGCAGAAAAGAAAAAGCAAUGAAAUCAUUUAUAUCAUCUCUCUUCGUCAUAAUCAUUCAAAUUAAAUUUUAAAAAGCACGUGUAGUGAAUAAAUAUAAUAUAAAAAAAAGAAGUUCAAGUGUGAAUUUAUUUUCUUCGACUUUUUGUUUAUUUUUGUUUUAGAUGGAAAAUAAAAUAACAUAGUUUUUCUUUAUUUUCUCGUCGUCGUUUUGAUCAUCGUCGUCGUCACUUUUUGCAACUUGCUGCAACACUUAAACGGGUUUUGUGUUGUUUCUUAAUUUCUAAACUGUUUGCUGCUGUUUAUCCAUUGGAAUUUCUCUGUUUUUCUUGAUUUUCUUUUAUAUUUUCGUUGCGAGAUUCUUCAAAGUGCAAGAAAGCAAGGAUUCGAAUUGUUUGUUUGGAUUUGGAUCUAUAAAUGUUUGUGAUUAAUUUUUUGGAUCUUUUGUUGUUAGUUUGAAGAAUUUUACAAAGACGGUAAUAACGCACGUGUGUGUGUUGACCGUUUUUUUUUAUAUUUUUCUCCAAGAUCUGCAUCGACAAGACAAAAAAAAAAGGAGUCGAAGACAAACGAACGACUUUUCAUUAUUUUGAAAAAGUGCAUCGCAACAUAGAAACAAUCUCACAAUGGUGCAGGCUUUAGAUGAAUAUGAUGUUCAAACGGACAUACCACAAGCGAUUCAGCUUCUUGGAGAAAUGAAUAGCAAUGUUAAGCAAGUGACAGAUUUAGUUGAGGGUAUGCUGCAGCGAGUGAAACGUGGUGAACUAACAACAGAAUAUGGCUUAAGUUUUCUUGAAGUUAAAUAUCAUAUGUUAUUGGAUUAUUUAAUUAAUCUCACCUAUGUUGUUCUUAGAAAAUGUUCAGGAGAAACAAUAGAAGGAAAUCCAUCCAUCGAAAGACUUAUUGAAAUUCGAACAGUGUUGGAGAAAAUCCGCCCGAUUGAUUAUAAAUUGCGUUAUCAAAUUGAUAAAUUAGUUAAAACAGCUGUAACUGGUGUUUCGGAUUCAUCGGAUCCAAUUUUGUACAAACCAAAUCCAGAAAAUAUGCUGACGAAUUAUGAUGAAGAUGAUUCUGGGUCUAAUUCACAAUCAGAUUCGGAAGAUGAUGACGAAGUGGAUGAAGCUGAUGAAGCUUCAGUGAAACCUAAAAAGUCAUUAACAGCGACGACGAAAAGUGGUAUUUACGUGCCGCCUAAAAUAAAACCGGUCUAUUAUGAUGGAGAUGAAAAACCUGCCGAUCGGGAUAGGAAAUUAAUUGACCGUGCUAAAAAAAGGGCUAUGACAACCUCAAUGCUACAAGAUUUGAAAGAAGAGUACCUUGAUGCACCAACUGAAAUCUCGUCCGGCUCUAGAGCCCAGCAAAUAAUUUCAACAGCACAAAAAGAAAAACAGGAAUACGAAGAGGCUUAUCUGACACGUCUGCCUGUAACAAAAGCCGAAAAACAUCGGCAAAGAAAACUCACUACACUUGGUACAAUUGGUGACGAUAUUCUAAAUGAAAUAAGUCGUGAUCCAAAAUUAUCAGCCAGUGGUGGUGGUAGUAAUAAAAGAAAGAAGAAGGCCGGCAAGAAACGUGGUGGUAAAAAAAGGAAAUUCCAUUAAAAAUUGUUUAAAAAACAUUUUUUUUUUCGUUUCUUUAAAUUUCUUUUAACUCUUCAUUAAUUUUGUCAAAAACGUUUGUUUAUAUUUUGUUUGCAAAAGAAAAACAACCAACAAAAAUAUAUAUAUUUUAGUCUUAAGAUAUUAAUUGGUUAUACCUUUUAUGAUUAUAUUCAAAAAAACAAGAAAAAAAAAUGAAACAAACAUAAAACAAAAAAGGAUAUUAUUUAAAUUUAGAAGAAAAAUUUUGAAACAAAAUUUUAAACAAAAUUUAAAAAAAAAUAACAAAAUUAAAAACAAAAUUAAACUGUUUGUGAAAUACAAAAUUAUAGAAAAAAAAAACAGUUCGUUCCACAAAGAAAAAAAAAAAAACAACAAAUACUGUCUGAAUGAAACACAAAUAGAUAUUUAAAGAAAAAUAAUUUUAUUUUGUUUUUGUUAUAAAUUAAUUUGUUUUUCUUCUCCUUACUCUCGCAAUUAACAACGAUUUGUUUUAAUCCUUUUUUUUAUAAUUAUAUUAUUAUUAACUAAUUUGCUUUAAUUUUUUUUUUCUCAAUAUAAACAUUUACAUAUAUUUAUGUUUUGUUAAUUUAUUCUUUGAAAUUUUGUUGAUUUAUGUAGACAAACAAAAAAAAAUAUUAAAAUAUUACUUUGUAAUA